Messenger RNA from Laccaria bicolor S238N-H82, 525 nucleotides. RefSeq lists its product as uncharacterized. NCBI's taxonomy places the organism in Eukaryota, Fungi, Basidiomycota, Agaricomycetes, Agaricales, Hydnangiaceae. The coding region runs from base 1 to 525 and encodes 174 amino acids. The transcript is spliced from 7 exons. The record is from RefSeq and is a predicted model, not a curated record.
AUGAGCAUGCUCUCGUUCCUCAAGCUUACUCAUCAUGGAAUGUUUCCCCUCAGGUCAGGCGCACCUCGACAAGACUUGUGUCUCGUCGACAAUAAUGGUCACAGGGAGGGUGAACAGUACGACAAUGUUUCCGACCUCGCGGACGCUUCGUUGGAGCAUUGGGGACUUGGAUCGGAUGCGGGGUCGGGAUCAACCUCCCAAGAGAAGACUAUCAGGCGUCGAAGCAGCAAAGCGUGCGACCCAGCCCAGGCUGUAGUUUUAGACCAAAUUGACCUGGAAUGUUGCACCUUAUUCAUUUCCAUAGGCUCACAUGUGUUUCAUGAUUCAAAAUUCUCAGAAAUGGGAUAUUCUGGAUCACUGAUAUGUUUUCUAUCUAAAUAUAGCUCAGAUAUGUUUGAUGAUUCAAAAAUCUCACAUCCUGGAUCAGCAUUGAUGACUGCAUUGUUGACUGAAUAUUCCAAUUGUAAUGAUUCCCAGUUUUCUCCAUCAAAACUUGUGUUACAGCUACUCAAAGCUACCAAGUAA